This is a messenger RNA of Epinephelus fuscoguttatus (brown-marbled grouper), 2035 nucleotides long. Its product is annotated as bestrophin-3-like. The coding region runs from base 67 to 2010 and encodes 647 amino acids. Gene Ontology annotation, molecular function: chloride channel activity. The transcript is spliced from 14 exons. The record is from RefSeq and is a predicted model, not a curated record. NCBI's taxonomy places the organism in Eukaryota, Metazoa, Chordata, Actinopteri, Perciformes, Serranidae.
GAAGAAGAAGAGGAGGCACCACUGAGGGAAAACAAAGACAUCUGAGAGUUUCACUGUGGUCUCAGGAUGACCGUCACAUAUUCCAGUAAAGUCGCCAACGCCACCUUCUUCAGUUUCCACCGGCUGCUGCUGCGUUGGAGGGGAAGCAUCUACAAGCUGCUGUACCGAGAGUUCAUCCUGUUCGUUCUGCUCUACAGCGUGCUGAGUCUCGUCUACAGACUCGUCCUCUCUGAAGACCAGAAGAGACUGUUUGAGAAACUGUCCAUGUACUGCGAUAAUUACGCAGAGCAGAUCCCUGUCACCUUCGUCCUGGGUUUCUAUGUGACUCUGGUGGUGAAUCGUUGGUGGAAUCAGUUUGUUAACCUGCCCUGGCCGGACCGACUCAUGUUCCUCAUCUCCAGUUGUGUUCAGGGAAAAGAUGAAUAUGGCCGCCUGCUGCGUCGGACGUUAAUACGUUACGUGAACCUGACGUCGCUGCUCAUCUUCCGCUCCGUCAGCACCGCCGUCUGCAAACGCUUCCCGACCAUGGACCACGUGGUCGAGGCAGGUUUCAUGACUCCAGAGGAGAGGAAGGUGUUUGAGAACAUCCGCUCUCCUCACCUGAAGUACUGGAUCCCCGUCGUCUGGUUCUCCAACCUGGCGUCUAAAGCUCGACAGGAAGGACGAAUCCAGGACAGCAUUGACCUGCAGAACAUCCUCAAUGAGAUGAACGUGUUCAGGACUUGGUGUGCGACUCUGUUCGGCUACGACUGGGUCGGCAUCCCGCUGGUUUACACACAGGUCGUCACUCUCGCCGUCUACACCUUUUUCUUUGCAUGUCUGAUCGGUCGUCAGUUCCUCGACCCCGCCCGGGGCUACCCUGGCCACAAACUCGACCUCUACGUCCCUGUCUUCACCCUGCUGCAGUUCUUCUUCUACUCCGGCUGGCUGAAGGUAGCGGAGCAGCUGAUCAACCCGUUUGGAGAGGACGACGACGACUUUGAGGCGAACUGGAUCAUCGACAGGAACCUCCAGGUGUCUCUGCUGGCUGUGGAUGAGAUGCACAUGAACCUGCCUCACAUGACCAAAGACAUGUACUGGAACGACUGCGAGGCUCGUCCGCCAUACACACUGGCUGCCGCCGACUACUGCAUCCCUUCAUUCCUCGGCUCCACCACCGACAUGGGACUCUCCGACAUCCUGCAGGUUGAUGAGCCUGAGGUCAGCGACAGUCGCCCACGGCGACAGGACUCAGUUUUGGCUUGGCGGCAAGAGUCGGUUCUGGGUCGGGUCCGCCGGCUGCUGAGCGUUCAGGAGCCUCCUGACCUCCGACCUCCUCGACCCAUCUUCAAACGACACAGCAGUGAUGCAACAGGAAGCUUCUUCCCAGAGUUCAGGCUCAAUCCACAUCCAGAGGAUACAGGUCCAUCCUCCCCAGCCAUUGACACCCUGUCAACCUUAAGGGAGGUCAGCAGCAACCCUCCGUCUCCUGAAAGGUCGCCCUCUAUUGUUUUUCCUCGUCUCGUUGUCAGUCCGCCGUUGUCUGGUGACGUCUGCCACAACAUGGAUUCUUCUGGGAAUAGUGAUGUUGCAAAGCAUCAGAAUGGACUGGAUCCGUCCCCCACUGAGGAGGCACCGGGCUUUGAUACCCUGAGGACCAGCUCCUCAAUCUGUUGUUCCCCCACCCAGCUGGGACCCAAGGAAUUCCGCUGGUUGACUCUAAACGUCCGGAAUCGGCCACCAGUGCGGCCACGGGGACGCCAGUUCUCCCUCCAGUUCUCCAGGCAAUCGUCGAAAGCGUCGGUUCGAAGCCUGCCAAGCCCCAAAGCUCUGGGAAGGCGAAAACGAUGCCUGGCUCGAUUCCACUCCAGACGAUUACCUGGUCCACAUACCGACACGCUGCAGCUCCCUGACCCUGAGUACGACCACGAGUUCCAGGGAACGGCAGGAACGGAGGACGACGAGAGGGAGGGAACCAACAACAGUGAAGAGAUCGAAAACUCCCAGUCACAGAGCUUGGAGAAGAAAUGAGAACACCUUACACAGACACAAAACA